Messenger RNA from Alosa alosa (allis shad), 1356 nucleotides. Its product is annotated as nuclear factor interleukin-3-regulated protein. Gene Ontology annotation, biological process: circadian rhythm; regulation of DNA-templated transcription. The transcript has a single exon. Bases 1 to 1089 code for a protein of 362 amino acids. Gene Ontology annotation, molecular function: DNA binding; DNA-binding transcription factor activity. The record is from RefSeq and is a predicted model, not a curated record. NCBI's taxonomy places the organism in Eukaryota, Metazoa, Chordata, Actinopteri, Clupeiformes, Clupeidae. Gene Ontology annotation, cellular component: nucleus.
AUGUGUACUCCACUGAGCAGCACUAGUCUCCUGGCAAGCAGGUCUUCGCCAUCGUCCGCUGUGGAGAGGAGCUGGGAUGGUGGUGAAGAGUCGCCUGUUCCUAAGAGUCUCGUCUCCUUACCGGGCCCAUCACUCCUGUCCCGACGGCUGCUGAGGCUGCAGCCCUUCAAGAGCCACCUGGUGCCAAACCCGCGGCGCAAGCGGGAGAUGACACCGGCCAGCAAGAAGGACGCCCUGUACUGGGACAAACGCCGCAAGAACAACGAGGCGGCCAAGCGCUCACGCGAGAAGCGGCGCCUCAACGACAUGAUGCUGGAGGGCCAGCUGCUGGCCCUGAGCGAGGAGAACGCCCAGCUGCGUGCCGAGGUCUUCAGCCUGCAGUGCCACCCGCACCAGGGCAGGGAGCCGGACCUCACGCGCCCCUUCCCGCCGCCCACCGCCAUACAGUGCCCAGUGCCAGUUCAAGGACACCCGCUUAUGAGCCAGCCACCGUCCACUCUCUGGGGCUUCAAGGGCAGCUGUGUGCCCCUGCUGGAGGGGCCGAGAAGCAGGUCAGUUGGGAAAGUCUCUUGCCUGGCCCUGUCUCAGAGCCCUUUGAGUGUGUAUCAGAGGGCUCCGGACGUCUUCUCGGGGUCGUCUCCGCUGCUCCCCUCCUUUGUCCACCCCCAGAGCGCGGCCUGUGUUCCUCAUCCAGAGUUCAUCUUUAAGCCCACCAACCUCAGCCAGUCUUCGGCAGAGGCGUCGUCAAAACCAGACAAAGCAGCUCAGGUCUCUUCCAGCGAUGACGUUCCAGUGGGAGAAGAGACUGCCCCAACCCCACUCCAAAAGGCCUUUCCGCCCCAGUGGCAGGUUAUCCCUCCACAAUCCCUCCCCUCCUCUCCUCAGGGUAGCCCCAGCUGGCUGCUGCCUCAUCUCGGGCAAACUGCGCUCCAUGAUGGCUUACUGGUUCCCUGGAACUCCUCCUGCUUCUACCCUUCUUCACUUUACCCCAGCUUGCCCCUGUCGCUCUAUCUGCCCCUAAAACAGGCAGGUUGUACCAGGCACGUAACUGAAGCAUUCCGUUCGCGGAGCGUCCACUGCAACAAUUAGCUUCCACUGCAAUUAGUGGAACUGGCUACACACCAGAGGUGAUAGUGGCACGUUCAUUCAAAAAAUUAGAGAGGUCUUCUGAAACUAUUUUUACACUCCACGAACGGAGCACCUCAAGUGCGGACCUGGAGUAGCCCGUCUGAAAGACUCAAAAAACUGCAAAAAAUGAUGUGGAAAAAGCAGGUUUUAGAGAUUUACUUCAUCCUAUUUUUAACCUUUCAUACUGUUGUUUAACUGGUAGAAAAUAGCUUUUAUAGUUUUUGAUGA